Molecule: messenger RNA, 5180 nt
Organism: Brassica rapa (field mustard)
Lineage: Eukaryota; Viridiplantae; Streptophyta; Magnoliopsida; Brassicales; Brassicaceae
Source: RefSeq, a predicted model, not a curated record
UCCUUUAGUUUCAUCAUUAUACGUCAGCUCUGAAUGUUCCAUAGGUGUCAAUAUAGAUCCUCUGAGCAAGCCUUGUGUUUUUUCUUACACCAUCAUCCCAAGUAUGGCAUACUUUGAGUUCUUGGAGGUCAAGAAAGACCAUCAAGAAACUGGUCAUGAUCUCACAGAGAACCAUGUGGUCGUUGAUCUUGUUGAUGUUAAAAUUGGUCAUGAUUAUGAACCUGUGGUAACAACGUUUUCUGGUUUGUAUAGGUACCGUGUGGGUGACGUUUUACGAGUGACUGGUUACUACAACAAUGCGCCAAAGUUUCGUUUCGUGGGAAGACAAAAAGUUGUUCUAAGCAUCGACAUGGACAAGACCUACGAAGAAGAUCUCCUCAAGGUAGUGGCAAAUGCUACGCUCCUGCUUGAGCCACAUGACCUAAUGCUCACUGACUUCACUAGCCGUGUGGAUUCCUCCUCGUUUCCACGACACUACGUGCUCUACUGGGAACUCGGGAGCAAAGUCAAGGACGUUAAGGUCGAGCCCGACCCGAAGGUUAUGGAGAAAUGUUGCUUCACCGUCGAGGAGUCUCUUGACUCGGUCUACAGAAAAGGACGAAGGAAUGAUAAGAACAUUGGACCGCUUGAGCUUAAGGUUGUAAGAAGUGGGGCCUUUGAUGAGCUCAUGAGUUUCUUCGUGUCUCGAGGCUCUUCUGUGAGUCAGUACAAGACGCCGAGGUCAGUGACGAAUGAAGAUGCGGUUAAGAUAUUGGAGGCGGCUGUUGUUUCAAAGUUUGUUAGCCGGAAGAUUCCAUCGUGGGAGCUGCACGAACUGCAUUCUAGCCGAUAAAGUCACCGUUACUUCAUGCAUAGGGCUCUUGAUAGAAGAGCAAAAUAAUAAAUAAAGAGAAAAUAAAUCACCUAUUACAAAUACUUACUCCGUUUUUUUAUAUAAGUCGUUUUAAAAAAAAAAAUUAUAUUCCAAAUUAUAUGACAUUUUCAGUUUUCAAUGUAAAAUUUAUUAACAGGUCAUGAUAAUAUACAUUAUAUUUUAUUAUUAGUUGAUUUAUAGUUAAGUAAAAAUAAUUAAUGAUGUUUUUGUUUAAAAAAUAUAAAAAAUAAAUGAUUUUUUAAUCUAUGUGACAAUUCUAAAAUAAUUUAUAUUAAAAACGGAAGGAGUAUGUAAUCGAAUACAAUGACUCCAUCAUAAUCAUGGGGUCGUGUUCAAUAAAUCGUCUCUCUUUUGAUGUUGUUGACAGUUGAGACAAUCUUCCAUAAAUAGUUAUAAAUCAUUGGAAAUCUUUUACCAAUUUUAUUUCAAUUUUAUGUCUAUUAGACAAUUAAUAUUUAAUUUUAAAAUAUAUUAAUAUUUAUUAUUUUCAUGUUUCCGAAAAAUCAAUAAAAUUGAUUAAAGAUAAUUAGCGUGAAUCUUUCAAAGUUCUAAAAUAUUCACUGAUAAAUGUUAAUAUAAAAAAAAAAAAAACAAGAACGCAACGGCGUCGUUUCGGACUUGUCACACGAUGAUACGACAGCGUUUCACUUAGCUUGAGCCACUAUUCUGUGAACGUGGACUUACGAAAGCUACAGACAGUGUGGACCCAACUUAUAAGAUCCAACGGCUCCUACUCUUCCCGACACGUCACCAUCUCCGCAAAAAAAGAAAAAAAAAAAUCAAACUCACAGAUCCUUCCCUCAUCAGUAAAACUGAGAGAUCAAUCCCAAUUCAAAACAAACUCCGGCGACGAUGAUGCCACCGGAGCUACAGCCGCGGCUGUUCCGGCCACACAUAACCUCUCCCUCCGGCGAACCAACCCUAUCUCCCCCCAAUUACCCUCCCCACAUCACCAGAAACUUCACUUCCCGAUCCAACACCCCUCCCCGAUUCUCCCCCUCCUCGUUCGCCUACAACGCCCGCAUCGCCACCGCCCUCGUCCCCUGCGCCGCCUUCCUCCUCGACCUCGGCGGCGCUCCGGUCCUCGCCACCCUCACGAUCGGCCUCCUCAUCUCCUACGUCGUCGACUCGCUCAACGUCAAGCUCGGAGCCUUCCUCGGGAUAUGGAUGUCGCUCCUCGCAGCUCAGAUCUCCUUCUUCUUCUCCUCCUCCCACCUCUUCUCCUCCUUCAACUCCAUCCCCCUCUCCCUCCUCGCGGCGCUCCUCUGCGCCGAGACCACGUUCUUGAUCGGAUGCUGGAGCUCGCUUCAGUUCAAGUGGCUCCACCUCGAGAAUCCGUCGAUCGUAGUGGCUCUCGAGAGGCUUCUCUUCGCGUGCGUCCCCUUCACGGCGUCUUCGCUUUUCUCCUGGGCGGUAAUCUCCGCCGUGGGGAUGAGUAACUCGUCUUAUUAUCUAAUGGUGUUCUCUUGCGUGUUCUAUUGGAUCUUCGCGAUUCCUAGGGUUUCUUCGUUUAAGACCAAGAACGAAGCGAAGUACCAUGGAGGAGAGGCUCCUGAUGAGAGCUUUAUACUUGGACCGUUAGAAAGUUGCUUCCUUUCUUUGAAUUUGAUGUUCACGCCGGUUCUAUUCCACGUGGCGUCGCAUUACUCUGUUGUGUUCACCUCAGCUGCUGCGGUUAGCGAUCUGCUGCUUUUGUUUUUUGUCCCUUUCUUGUUUCAGUUGUAUGCUUCGACGAGAGGUGGUCUUCGGUGGGUUACCAAGGACUCUCAUCAGCUGCAGAGUGUUAGGAUUGUGAAUGGGGCGAUUGCGAUGGUUGUGAUUGUGAUUUGUUUGGAGGUUAGAGUUGUGUUUCGGUCUUUUGGGAAGUAUAUCCAGGUGCCUCCUCCGUUGAAUUAUCUUCUUGUGACUAUGACGUUGCUUGGAGGUGGUGCUGGCGCUGGUGCUUCGGUUCUUGGGAUGGUCUCGGGUGGUUUUAGCUCGGUUGUUUUCACAGGUUUGGCUGUGGUUGUGAGUGCUGCGGGAGCUAUCGUUGUAGGAUUUCCAAUUCUGUUUACUCCGCUUCCUGCAGUAGCUGGGCUUUAUUUUGCUCGUUUUUUCACAAAGAAAAGUGUGCCCUCUUACUUUGCAUUCGUUGCUCUUGGAAGCUUAAUGGUUAUAUGGUUCGUAAUGCAUAACUACUGGGAUUUAAACAUAUGGUUAGCCGGCAUGUUCCUCAAGUCAUUCUGUAAGCUUAUAGUGGCUAACAUCAUCAUAGCCAUGGUCAUCCCUGGUCUUGUUCUUCUCCCAUCAAAAUUUCACUUCCUGACUGAAGCUGGUAUGGUGGCCCACGCGUUAUUGCUGUGUUACAUUGAGGACCGUUUUUUCAAUUACUCAAGCAUAUACUAUUAUGGAAUGGAAGACGAUGUGAUGUACCCUAGUUACAUGGUUAUGUUGACGACGCUUAUUGGAUUGGCUGUUGUGAGGAGACUACUUGCUGAUCGCCGAAUUGGAUCAAAGGCAGUCUGGAUCUUGACGUGUCUGUAUUCAGCAAAGUUGGCUAUGCUCUUCCUAUCAUCAAAAUCAAUUGUAUGGGUGUCUGCAGCUCUCUUGCUGGCCGUUUCCCCUCCCUUACUGCUAUACAAGGAGAAAUCGAAAUCGGCCUCUAAAAUGAAACCAUGGCAAGGUUAUUCUCAUGCCGCAGUGGUUGCUAUCUCGGUUUGGUUUUGCCGGGAAACGAUAUUCGAUGCGCUACAGUGGUGGAAUGGAAGGCCUCCAUCUGAUGGCUUGCUUCUUGGUUUCUGCAUCGUUUUGAUUGGUCUGGCCUGUAUACCAAUUGUUGCCCUCCACUUUUCACAUGUCCUGUCAGCGAAGAGAAGCUUGGUAUUGGUAGUGGCAACUGGAUGCAUGUUUAUUCUGAUGCAGCCACCGAUGCCUAUGACGUGGAGUUACCAUUCAGAAAUGAUCAAGGCCGCUCGUGAGUCAGCUGAUGACAUUUCCAUCUACGGAUUCAUGGCAUCCAAACCGACAUGGCCGUCUUGGUUGUUAAUUGUGUCACUCCUGUUGAUUCUUGCUGCUGCCACAUCUCUAAUCCCAAUCAAAUACGUGGUAGAAUUGAGAGCAUUUUACUCCGUCGUCAUGGGUUUAGCUCUCGGUGUUUACAUAUCUGCAGAGUUCUUUCUACAAGCCGCCGUUCUACAUGUUCUGAUUACUAUAACAAUGGUGUGUGCCUCAGUUUUUGUCAUUUUCACCCAUUUUCCAUCUGCCUCAAGCACAAAGGUGCUUCCCUGGGUGUUUGCUCUUCUCGUGGCUCUAUUUCCAGUGACGUAUUUGUUAGAAGGGCAGGUCAGAAUCAAAACUCUCAGUGAUAAUGUUGCGUGGGGUUGGGAUGCAGGAGAGGAGGAUAAGAAAGUCACAGCAAUGUUAGCGAUUGAAGGUGCACGAACAUCUCUUCUAGGUCUCUACGCAGCGAUAUUCAUGCUCAUAGCUCUCUUGAUUAAGUUUGAGCUCACUUCGCUUUUGCGUGAGAAAGUCUCUGAGAGCAGUGGUCUGUCAAAAACCCAAGGCGGCGCAAGGGGGAUGUUCCCAACACGGAUGAGGUUGAUGCAGCAACGCCGAGCCACCUCGAUCCAAAGCUUUGCAAUAGAGAAAAUGUCGGAAGAAGGAGCGGCCUGGAUGCCAGCGGUUGGUAACGUUGCCACCAUCGUGUGCUUUGCCAUAUGCUUAAUUCUCAACAUCCACCUCUCAGGCGGCUCAAGCCAAGCGAUCUUCUUCCUGGCUCCUAUCUUACUUCUCCUGAACCAAGACUCUGAUCUCUUAUCCGGGUUCGGUGAUAAACAGAGAUACUUCCCGGUUAUACUAGCCAUAUCAACAUACUUGGCUUUAUCCUCUCUCUACACUAUAUGGGAAGAAGUUUGGUUCGGUGGAAACACAGGAUGGGGAAUAGAAAUCGGAGGCCGUGAAUGGUUCUUUGCAGUGAAGAACCUGGCUCUCCUAAUACUCACAGCGCCAGGUCACAUUAUAUUCAACAGGUACGUGUGGAGUUACACCAGUAAACAGUCAGACGCUUCGCCGAUGCUGACCUUGCCACUUAGCUUUGCAGCCGUGGUGAUAACGGACGUGUUUCAGGUUCGGCUUCUUGGAGUUUUAGGCAUUGUUUACACUGUGGCUCAGUAUGUGAUAUCUAGGCAACAAUAUAUUAAAGGGCUGAGGUAUAUUUAGACAGCUGUAGAGUCCUUUUUUGUGUAACAAUGUUUCAUUUUCCCUGUCUUUCUUGACCUUUUGUUUCUCGGUUGAUGCAUUGAAAAUUGCAGAGAUACGUUUUACAUGA